CACACAUGGCGCCGGCCCAGGUGAAGGCGGGCGCUGGUCGGCGGACGGGACGUUUGCUGCCCUUUUUAAACGGUCAAGCACCAAAAGACAACAUCGGGCCACGGAACAGUUGUAGGAUUUCCCCAGUUUGGACUUCACCAUAAACAAAUCCCGUUAUCAUCUGUCACUUCAGCAAGGAGGGCAGGAACCUGUGGGGUGACGGUGUGACAUGCUUCUGGGCGCCCAGACCUUGGCCGGCAAGUACUGCCUGAGGUUCAGCGUGUGCUCCCGGAGGAUCUCCACAGCGUUGUACAGGUUUAGUGGCGAGGAUUAUUACACCGUCCUUGGCAUCCAGCCCGACGCAACUCUUAAGCAGAUCAAGCAGGCCUUCCUUGACCAGUCAAAGAAGGUAGGCAAGCUCCAUCCUGACAUCGAUGUGUCCAACCCAGAGCUGCACAGCCGGUUUGUACGCCUGAACGAGGCCUACAGUGUGCUGAGCAAGCCCAGCAGCCGCCGGGAAUAUGACAGGAGGCUGAGACUCCAACGCCAUGGUCCCCCUGGAGGAGCACCUGGCAACCCUGUGGGGAGCGGCGGUAACCACGGCGACCCCUUCUUCUACAAUAGCGUGAACGCAGCACCGCGCUAUGGGUACAACAUGUCUGAGCAGCAAAAGUACUGGGAGCAGUUCCGGUAUGCCACACCAGAAGACUAUAAAGAGUUUCACAACGACAAGAAGCGGAAAAGAAACAUGAAGGUUUUUGGCUACUGUGUCUUCAUUAUGUUGGCCGGAGUAUUCAUCCACUAUGUUGGUUUCAGGAAACUGGAAGAAUUCCACAAGAAUUUCAUGGCCAACAAGGACCGAGCCAUAACGGAAAUCUAUAACGAAUCCAAGGAGCGAGCAAGGCUGAAUGGCUUCAAGAAACAGCAGGAGAUCCUGCGGCAGAAACACGCGGCGUUCAUGGAGAAAUACAGGCUGAAGACACGAGGGGGCAGCGAUGAGUGAGAGGUCGAUGCUCCCCCCCACCAACCCUAACCCUACCCCACACCAGCUGGGGGGAGCAGGCACCGACACCCUCAUCCUCGGGCCUUGGGAAGCACUGUAUUGGCACUGCCCUGUCCACCUCCCAACCCGUAGAGCUGACUGCUAAAAACAUGAGAGAACAUAGCCUGCCGUUUUGUGUGCAUUGACUCCCAGGGGCCAGACUGGGGGUGAUGGCAAUGAUGAACAGAGGAGAGAACUCUCAACGCAGACCGCACUCAGACCACUGCGGCCUCCUUAGGACUUUGUAACGUGUGUUGUUUGUUGCGGCUCAGGACGCCCUCCUCCCAGUCAUCAUUAAAACCCAGUUCAGAGUGCGCAUUGGGAUCAGAAUCACAUACCUCGUGCUCCCUUUCCCAAUAAGAUCCGCUUUUGAUCCGCACUGAGUCGGGGCAGUGGGGAUCGAAGUGGCAGUCCCAGGAAAACAGACCCUGGUCCUCAAAGUCUGUGGGGAGGGUGGCUCAAUGAUUUCAGAUCGAGACGACAGGCCCUCGCCAUACACCUCUCCCCCCCACCUCUGUCCCCACGCUCGUUCACCACCCCCCCACCCUGGUCCGUUCCAUACCAGCAAACCCAUUGGCACGAGGUGCCAAUGCCAACGAAUUCCAGCACUUCCUUAUUUUACUGGCAUGGUCCUCUGCGGAAAUACGCACCCAUGGACUCACCUGCCUUGUCCGGACGUCGAGUCUCCAAGACUGUGUUUUGCAUAUGGAAAUAAAUAUCAUCAGGAUGUAA
This is a messenger RNA of Rhincodon typus (whale shark), 1753 nucleotides long. RefSeq names its product DnaJ (Hsp40) homolog, subfamily C, member 4 (gene dnajc4). The record is from RefSeq and is a predicted model, not a curated record. The transcript is spliced from 8 exons. Bases 209 to 982 code for a protein of 257 amino acids. NCBI's taxonomy places the organism in Eukaryota, Metazoa, Chordata, Chondrichthyes, Orectolobiformes, Rhincodontidae.